Carassius auratus (goldfish) is the source of this 1420-nucleotide messenger RNA. RefSeq lists its product as uncharacterized. Gene Ontology annotation, molecular function: DNA binding. The transcript has 7 exons. Lineage: Eukaryota; Metazoa; Chordata; Actinopteri; Cypriniformes; Cyprinidae. The record is from RefSeq and is a predicted model, not a curated record. Bases 220 to 897 code for a protein of 225 amino acids.
CAUUGGACGCGCGCUGUCUAAUAAAGCUGAACUUAGACGCGCAGGUGUCAAACCGAAACUACCCGCAUGUAAAUAUUUUAUUGUUUUCAAGGCAAUGCAUACACAACGCAUUACAAACUACGUGUGUCGGUGAGUUCUUCCUGUUAUCAAGUUAAAAAUAGUCUUUCUGACGAUAGUGAAUUCUGUGUUUAUUCAUUUAAGUUCUUGCAUAAGGCAGUGAUGCCUCAAAUCACGUUAGGUGUGAUCAUACAGCUGACGCUCCUGCUGUCAGCUCUACCUGCGCAGUAUCUCAUCUCCAAAUGGACAAGCGGCACCGCGACACAACGACACAUCGCCACUCAGAGAAUCCUUGACACAUGGGACUCCAUAAGAACAUCCUACUUGAACACAGCUGCUUGGGUUGACUGGCUAAAUACCUGGAUUCCCAAACUACCGACCUUCGCUGAGGAAGAGGACGAGUAUCAAACUCUGGAAGAAGCGCUUGCAAUCGAGCUGAUGAUGCAUGAUAAUGAGCACGGGUACUUUGCAGUGUCAAAGGAGGUGCGAAGCCCCAGGCCGGCAUACGUGCUGCACCGUGUAGGUCAAGUUGUGAUGACACAGAAUAAUAUGGUGGGGGUGAUCAUAGGAUGGGACGCAGGACUCAGAGCCCCACCAGAGUGGAUCAAGAGAAAGAAAUACUCAGAGCUGGAGAGAGUCAAGGAUACUCCUCAUUACAGAAUAAUGUUCAGUGGACCCGAUUCCUCAUCAAUACUGAUUGGAUACAUUCCCCAGAAUAACAUCAAGCUAUUUCAAGGCUUUCAGCCAGACAUUCCUACUCUACAGCACUAUUUUUCACACUUUGAUGGGGAAAAGUUUGUUUUGGAGGAAUGGUUGCAAGAAAUCUACCCUCACGACUGAAGGAGUGAAAACCUGUGAGGUUUUAAAAACACUUUGAAAUGCUUGAGAACACAGACAUUAUGUCUGCUACCCUUCAUUGACAGUAUUGAUUCUUUUAAAGCAAUUGAAAAACAAAGACAAAAUGAAGUAAGAAAAUGUGCGAGAUAUAUCUUGUUUACUUACCCCAUAGACUGAGUAAUUUCAGUUAUUAAACUUAUACUUGUGGAAUAUAUAUAAAUAUAUGUUAAGUGGCUUUCUCAGGGCAAAAUAUAUAUGUAUAUAUAUAUAUAUAUAUAUAUAUAUAUUCCACAAAAAGCAAUUUUUAGUAUUGCUUUUUUAUAUUCUUAAAAUGAUUAAUUACUUGCAGACUUUGCAUAGUAUAGGUAAAGUUAUGAAGGAAACUACUGUGAUAAAGGUCAAAUAAAGAUUAAAUGAAAUGUUUUUAAAUGCCCUUAAGUCAAUAUACACGUUAAUUGGACUCAGAUGGGUUCCAGAAAAUUAAUUACUUUCUGUUAAUACCAUAUAGUAUAUUUAUUCACAUGAA